UGUCGUGCAGAGUUUCGGUCUAAACUCGCGGAAUAACUAAUUUAUGACUUACUUUUAAAGUGUACUUGCGGUGAAAUUAUAGUGUUGUGCAUGAUGUGUGUUUGUGUACAGUAACAAAAUAUUGUUCGGAUAAAACUUAAAAACUAACAAGAUAUUUGUGGAUGACUAGACCACCUGAUCCUCAUAUUUUAAUUCCCCAGAUAUAAAGCAGUUUCAUAUCCUGAACAUCAAAUUUAAGAUGGAGACGAGUACGAAGUAAAGAAGGAAAAUUAAACUGAAGCAUCAAAUAAAGAUGGAUAAUCCGAGCUUACGGCGAACGAGGCGGCGCUGCUGUAGGUGAACAGAAAACAGCAUGGCGCGGUGGGCGCACGCGGUGCUGAUCGCGCUGGCGCUGUCAGCCGCGCGCGCCUACCUCAUCAUCAUCCCCGACACCGCUCCGCCGGGCCAUGUCGUCCUCGACGCAGCUGUGUACAAGCUUGGCUCCGAACGCGCAUACAACAUUGACGUGCAUCGCACCGCUAACUUUGUACACCACAUCCUACGAGUCAAUAGAACUAGCGGUCUCGUGACGUUGCGUAAAAGGCUAAGAUGUGAUGGCGUCCUUUACCCCAACCUUUUCACAUUUUAUGUGGAUUCUACCUCCGAACGCAUUCGAGACAUCGACUAUUACAGCUUACCGAUUAGAAUAUUGGUGGCCGGGGAGGAUUGCAGCAGGCGGCACGCUGAUUUGUACGAUAUCGAUUUCGAUCGCGUAUAUGAUCAAAAUGACGCUGCCAUUCAGUAUGAAGAUGACCAUAUCAGAGAUAAGAGAGAAGUCAUCUACCAAGAGAGUAUAGACUGGAGGUUGUUAGAGGAAAGCGAGUUAGGGGCUAGUCAAUAUAGUGUAUUGUCAACAGCGUAUCCGUGGUCGAACGCGAUGUUCGAGGACUUUGCGGUUACGAAUAAAAGUAGAAAAAAGCGAUCUCCUUUAGUACCUUUCGAUAUGGCCAUAGAUGUAAAAAUAGCUGAAGCAAAACAUUGGAUUUCCGAAACGUAUGCCAGUUUUGCAAUACCAACGACGGACCGAUGGCAGGGGAUUUGUUUAAAAAAGUCGCAAUUCGUAAAUUCGUUGACGGCAUUUCUGCCGAGAACAGUACAAAAAAUGUGUAGAGUGCAAUUUUUGGAUGUAAGUGAUCCACGUUUUAUAAUAGAAAACAGCCAAGGAGACUUGGUGGCCAGCAGUGACGUGUGUAUUCAAGAACCAAUGUGGAAGGUUUCCGUGCUCUUCACAUUUGAUUGUGAACGAACUAACAUUGUCGAUUCAGAUCACAGAUUGAAAAUAGUGUAUCACCAUCAAGAACUUAACGAUACGGAUAUAGCGAGAAGGGUUAAAAGGGAACUGCGUAAUCAGUCACCAUACUUUGAGCAAGCAUUGUACGUGGCAUCUGUUGCUGAGGAGCAGCCACCAGGAGUUAUAGUCACGACAGUCAGAGCACGUGAUCCAGAAAACAGUCCCGUCACGUAUUCCAUGUCAAGCCUCCUGGACUCACGAUCAGCUGGUAUGUUCGCCGUGGACACGAGGACGGGCGUAGUCACCACACAAGCCCGAUUGGAUAGAGAGAGACUCGAUGUCCAUUACUUCAGAGUCGUAGCUCAGGAUGACACGUUCCCACCGAGAAGUGGUACCACAACACUUCAGAUAAACGUGUUGGACUGCAACGACCAUUCGCCGAUAUUUGAAAUGCAACAAUAUGAAGCGUCAGUAAGAGAAGGCGCAAGCCCUGGAACCACUGUCUUAACCCUUAAAGCGACUGAUCAGGACAUUGGAAAGAACGCUGAGGUGGAAUAUUCAAUCGAUUCAGUUAAAGCGGAAAGCUUGAAGCAAGAAGAUUUAAACGAGUCUAUAGAUAGCACAGAACAUGUGGACGCACACGAUGUUUUUAGAGUUGACGGCAGAAGUGGUGCGCUGCUGACUCGAUCCACCCUGGACAGGGAGAAGGUGUCCCGAUAUACUGUGAUCGUGAAGGCUACAGAUCAAGCCAGCCCACUCUCAGAUAGAUUAUCCAGCAGUGCUACAAUCCAUGUCAACAUUCUGGAUGAUAACGACAACUAUCCUCAAUUCAGUGAGAAGACGUAUACCGUGAAUGUCGAUGAAGAUAUUAGUGUCGCUGACAAUCCUGUAAUUGCCAGAAUAAAAGCUACAGAUUCAGAUGUGGGUUCAAACGCGGCCAUCCGAUAUGCGAUCAUCGGUGGCAAUACACAAAUGCAGUUCUCGAUUGACAGCCUCAGUGGGGACGUGUCAUUGGUUAAAUCUCUCGACUAUGAACAAGUACGCAGCUACCGAUUGGUCAUCAGAGCCCAAGAUGGUGGUAGUCCGUCCCGGUCGAACACAACACAAUUACUUGUGAACGUCAAAGACAUAAAUGAUAAUUCACCACGUUUCUACACCUCACUGUUCCAAGAAUCUGUGAGCGAGAAUGUACCAGUUGGAUACAGUAUUGUCAGGGUACAAGCAUAUGACGCAGACGAAGGUGUAAAUGCUGAACUAACAUACACCCUGGCAGACAAAGAGUACAACGGCAACAAUGAUUUGCCAAUCACGAUUGAUCCUCGAUCCGGUUGGGUGUAUACUUCGACGCAGUUGGACAGGGAAAUUCAAUCAAAAUAUCAACUUCAGGUUACAGCCACGGAUAGCGGUUCACCACCUCGGUCAGCGACGGCCUCAGUAGUGGUGGUGAUACAAGAUGUGAACGACAAUGAUCCGGUUUUCUCUCCACCACAAUAUGAAGUAGAGUUAGCGGAGGACGAACCCCCAGGAACUCCUGUAGUCACUGUCACUGCAACAGAUGCUGAUGAGGAUAACAGAUUACACUACGAAAUCACUGGUGGUAAUACUCGAGGCCGUUUUUCUAUCACGUCACAAAACGGUCGCGGACUCAUAACCGUCGCUCAACCUUUAGACUUUAAGCAAGAACGACGAUAUGUGCUCACAGUGACCGCCACGGAUUCCGGAGGCAGAUCUGACACGGCCAUGGUCCAUAUUAAUAUUACAGACGCGAAUAACUACGCUCCUGUUUUUGAAAAUGCGCCCUAUACAGCUUCAGUCUUCGAAGACGCGCCAGUAGGAACGACAGUGCUAGUCGUUUCUGCCACUGACAGUGACGUUGGAGUGAAUGCACAGAUAACAUACACCCUCAGUUCGGAAAUAUCAAACGAAGCUGUUGCUCAUCAUGACCAGGAAUUUCACAUUAAUCCGCAAACAGGCGCCAUUACCACGAAUAAACUACUUGAUCGAGAGACUAUGAGUGGCUAUCUACUGACUGUGACGGCUCGCGAUGGAGGAGUUCCGUCACUCUCGGAUACGACAGACGUGGAGAUCUCUGUCGUUGACGUCAACGACAACGAACCGGUGUUCAAACAGCAGCUCUACACUGCAAGUAUUAUGGAAGAUGCUUUAGUUGGUACAUCCGUAACUCAAGUCAGCGCAACGGACGCCGACGUAGGGCUAAAUGGCAGAGUACAUUACGAACUGGAGUCUAAGGAUAGAGAGGAAGGAUCGUUUGUAAUUGACCCAGCGUCUGGAGUUUUAAGAACGAAUAAGGCUUUAGACAGGGAAUCGGUAGCAAUAUAUGAUCUAAAGGCUUUAGCGAUAGACGGCGGAACUCCACCACAAAGUUCUACUGUAAUAAUCCAUAUAAAAGUUGAAGACAUCAACGAUUCGCCGCCGGUUUUCGAGAGUGACUGCCUAACAUUCUACGUGCCUGAGAAUAGCCCCAUCGGUACUACCAUUGGGGAAAUACACGCUCACGAUCCAGACGAGGGUUCCAAUGCAGUUGUACACUAUUCCAUAAAAGGUGGAGAUGAUUCGAAUAGUUUUUCAUUAGAAACUCGUCAAGGUUCUGACAAAGCGGAAUUGGUUACAAUGGUAGAUUUAGACUACGAAAGCCCUCGAAAGAAGUACGAGCUAGUAAUCAGAGCUGCGAGUCCACCGCUCUGGAAUGACGUCAGAGUGGAAAUCCUAGUAACUGAUAUAAAUGACAAUGCUCCUAUGAUGAAGGAUUUUCAGAUUAUUUUCAAUAAUUAUAAAGACUGUUUUCCCGUCGGCCCAUUUGGUAGAGUUCCAGCGUAUGAUGCGGAUGUGACUGACAAGCUCCAAUAUCGUAUUUUAUCAGGCAACAAUGCGAAUUUGGUACUUCUCAACGAGACAACAGGGUCUAUGACUUUAUCACCCCAACUAAAUACAAACGUUCCAAAACUAGCCACGAUGGAAAUAUCUGUAACAGAUGGGGUGAAUGAAGUAAAAGCGGUUAUGCAGCUCCUAGUGAGGCUGAUAACAGAAGAAAUGCUUUUCAAUUCAAUUACAGUGCGAUUGAACGACAUGACCGCGGAACAGUUUUUAUCGCCUUUACUCGGCUUCUUUAUAGAUGGUCUGUCAGCUAUCAUACCGUGUCCGAAAGAAAACAUUUAUAUAUUCAGUGUUCAGGAUGACACCGACGUAACUGGCAACAUUUUGAACGUAUCGUUCUCAGCGCGUCGGCCCGACGCAGAAGUGGGCAUUGGAGGAGAUUCGUCCCAGUAUUACUCGCCUACGCACUUACGCGAGCGAGUGUACUUGCAUCGCGCGACACUGGCGCGUCUUGCCACUGUACAGGUUCUCCCCUUCGACGACAACAUCUGUGUACACGAACCAUGCCUCAACUACGAGGAGUGCCUCACAGUGUUAAAGUUCGGCAACGCAUCCGGUUUUAUUAACAGCGAUUCAGUGCUGUUCCGUCCCAUCUACCCCGUCACUACGUUUACUUGCCAGUGUCCGCAGGGAUUUACGGGGUCCCGCGAGCACUACAUGUGCGACACGGAGGUGGACCUGUGCUACUCGUCGCCGUGCCGGAACAACGGCUCGUGCGUGCGGCGCGAGGGCGGCUACAGCUGCGUCUGCGCCGCCGGCUACACCGGUGUAAACUGCGAGACCGUUCUAACGAAGGCGACGUGUGACAUGAACGGCGAUGGCAGCAUAUGUCGCAGCGGGUCGCAGUGCGUCGCGAGACGAGAGGGGGGCAUCCUCUGCCAGGGUUGUUCUAUUGAUACUGCGUACACCACCGCCAUGUGCGAACUUAAGGCCCGAAGUUUCCCAGCUACCUCGUUUUUGACAUUCCCAGGGAUUAAGAAACGACAUCGGUUCAAUUUGAAAUUAAAAUUCGCAACUCAAACAACAUCCGGCUUGCUCCUUUACAACGGUAGAUACAACGAGCGCCACGACUUCGUGGCGCUUGAAGUCAUCAGUUCCAACGCCGGUCGGAGUGGAGGGCCGGGAUUGAGGUUUACUUUCGCGCUGGGAGGGGCGAAGACAGAAGUGACGGUGGAGGGUGACGUCGCUGACGGCAUGUGGCAUACGGUUGAAAUUGAAUACUUUAAUCGGACUGCAACAAUAAUCUUAGACGAUUGUGAUAAAACGCUGUCACUAGCGGGUGGCGCCGACUUUGGUGUGAAGUACGCCUGCGCGAACUUUACGAGAAAAGUAUUGCCACCACGCUGUGACAUUCCAACAGAAACUUGCCAUAGGUUCCUCGACCUCACUGGGCCGCUACAGGUUGGAGGAUUGCCUAAUAUACCCAGCAGUUUCCAAGUGAAGAAUAAAGAUUUCGUUGGAUGUAUAUCUGAUCUUUACAUUGACCACAAAUUCGUUGAUUUGAACAGCUACGUCGCCGACAACGGAACUCUUGCGGGCUGUCCGGAGAAGCGGUCGCAGUGCAGCAGCGCGCCGUGCUACAACGACGGACAGUGCCUCGACCUGUGGGACACGUUCCUGUGCCGCUGCAACGAGGGCUACACGGGGAAGGACUGCGCUGAAUCGACGUCCCCGCCGUGGCGCUUCAGCGGCGACGGCUCGCUGUCGUUCAACCCGCUGCUGCGGCCCAUCCAGCUGCCGUGGCUCAACGCGCUGUCGGUGCGCACGCGCCAGCUCGACGCCUUCCUCAUGUCCGUGCAGGUCGGCCAGAACAGCUCCGUGCUCGUCUCGCUGAAAUCUGGCCUUUUACACUAUUCAUAUAAUGGUGAAACAAUGUUCUUACCAUCGACCACACUUGCUGAUGGUGCGUGGCAUCGUAUAGAAAUCAAAUGGUUGGGGACGGACAUAUCUGUGAGCAUUGACUACGGCCUCCGAAAUGCUUUACUACCGAUGUUAGCCAAUAAAAUACAAGGACAAUAUAUUGGGAAAAUUUUAAUCGGCGGACCGGACACCACAGCUGGUCUACUUGCGUCGGAUGUGGGAUACUUCGAAGGAUGUAUUCAGGAUGUACGCGUGGGAACAGCGCAGUCUUUAUUGAAUCGACCUACUGUCAGAGAGAAUGUAAGAGACGGUUGCCAAUCAAGAGCUGACUGUAUGCUGUCUAUUUGUCCACCUUAUAGUAAAUGCGUAUCGGCGUGGGAUACCACGGAGUGCAUUUGUGAUAAGGGUCGUAUAGGCCCGCAGUGCGUAGCCAGCUGCGACCUCAACCCGUGUGGCGAGCACGCGCAGUGCGUGCCCGACGACACGGAUAAGGGAUACCAUUGCACCUGCGACGACGGGUAUAUAAUGACAGCGUCGGGCUGCACGGCGGAGUCGCGCCAGGAGUGUCCGGGGGGGUGGUGGGGGUCGCGGCGCGGCGCGUGCGGGCCGUGCGGCUGCGUGGCGAGCGGCCUGCACCCACACUGCGACGCGCGCACCGGGCGCUGCCGGUGCAAGGAGAACCACUACCAGGCGGCGGGGUCGGAGCAGUGCACCCCGUGCCAGUGCUACGCGGCGGGCUCGCUCAACGGCUCGUGCGCGCGCUCGGGGCAGUGCUACUGCCGCAGCGGGGUCAUCGGCCGCGCCUGCGACUCGUGCGCCAACGUCUACGCCGAGGUCACGCCCAGCGCCGGCUGUAAAGUGGUUUACGAUGGUUGUCCGAGAUCCUACGCCGGUGGUGUAUGGUGGCCACAGACCAAGUUUAGUAUUGAAGCAAUUUCGGAUUGUCCAACUGGUUCAAGCGGCAAAGCGACACGUAUGUGCGAUGAAAAGCAAGUUAUCCCCUGGCAUGAACCAGAUAUGUUUAACUGUACAACUUCUACUUUUUACCAAUUAAGAAAACAGCUGCACAAGAUAGAAACAGGCGAAUUGCAAGUGAAUACAUUUGUCGGUGUUCGAUUAGCGGAAGAUCUUGCAACAGCUUGUGAUAAUACGCCAAAGUUGUAUGGAGCUGACGUGCUGGUAGCGGAGGGCAUACUGUUGGAACUUAUACAAUACGAACUGCGUCAAGCGGGUUUGAAUCUUACGCACAGUCAAGAUAAAGAUUAUGUUCGAAACAUUGUAAAAUCCUCUAAUACAAUCUUGAAUAAUGGCUAUGAAAAAGAAUGGCAUCGCAUUAGAGAACUCACUGGGCGAGGCGUAGAACACUUAUUACAGCAGUUCGACAAGUACAUAGCCGUUCUCGCCGAGAGCCAACACGAUACAUACACCAGCCCUUUUGAAAUUGUUACAUCAGAUUUAGCGAUUGGAGUGGAUAUUGUUACAGCUGAAUCCAUUUAUGGAUUUGAACCCACAACGUUAAACCGUUAUGGGGAUUCAUACACAACUGAACGAGUAGUCCUACCAGACACAUCAUCUUUUAUACAUUCACCUAUACAAACACCAGGUUAUUAUGGCAUUAAAGUGAAGAACAAAAAACCAUCGAGUCCCAGCGUAUCCUUCCCAAAGUAUAACAAUUUUGUGAAGAGUAAAAACAAGUUUGAUAAGUUUUCGCGAGUUCUACUGCCUUUGGAUUUAAUUGGAAUUAGUAAUAAUCAAGAUAACCUAGAAACAAAUUACGAGUCUCGCGCUGUUUUCUCCUAUUUGCAAUAUUCUCGUAACACGUCACACUUAAUGCCGUUGCGCAUGGACGAGUCGGUCAGCCGACGUUGGGGAGUUAACAUAACAGUGGGCUCGCCCAUACUACAGGUGGCGUUGUUCGUGCCCGAGUACGUUUGGUACAGGGAGACGAAAGAGAGCGAGGACAAUUCGGAAAAUAACAUUGAAGAUAUUGAUGGGAUAAUGUAUACUAACAAAGGACACACGCAUCAGAAUCACAUAAACAAUCACAUAACAAAUGAUAUACAAACAAAACAUAACACUUGGCCUCAAUCAGAAGACGAGAAUUCCAACCAAGACAAUCACGGACCAGUCGUUAUUCAACCAGCUUACAAAAAACAAGAGAAGCCGUACAUCAACGAUAAUUUCCAAGAAAACGAUUCAUCGUAUGUCGCUGAACGAUUAGAAAGCUCUGAUGGACCAAAAGUAAUGGCUCUGAUUAAGGAAAAUGACACUGCCAAUAAAGAUGCCAAUUUAACCAAGGAAAUCGGAAAAAAGAAGUUGAUAUAUAAAAGCUUGAAUGGAGUAAGGUUAAAGAAACCGAUUAGAUUACAGAUUUGGCUUGAUAUCAAUAGAGAGACAUUCGGUUCACGAACUAAUCCCCAAUGCGUCCAUUGGUCCACAUUACGAGGGUCAGGGGAAUGGUCACGCGUUGGUUGCCACACCGAGAUCGACUACGACUGGUCUCCGUACUCCGACGAACCUCUGCUCAUUAAUUGUACUUGUAACCAUCUUUCCACUUUCGCUGUUCUCGUCGACGAAGUGGAUAUUGAGUUCAUCCCGGAGCCGUCUCUCUUGGAAUCAGUGACAUCAUACACCGGGUUCAGCAUUUCGUUGCCGCUGCUGGUGUGGACGUGGGUGGCGCUAUGUCUGAUGCGUGGUGGUGCCGCCACCGUCUCCAAUUCAAUACACAAGCAUCUCAUAUUCUGCGUAUUCAUGGCUGAGCUGCUGUACUUGAUAGCGCUAAAGGCGAGGAGUUCUUUAGUUCAAAACGAGUUCGCGUGCAAGGUGGUGGCCAUGGGCCUGCACUACUGGUGGGUGUCGGCGCUGGCGUGGGCGGCGUGCGACGCGUGGCAGCUGCGGCGGCUCGUGCGCGAGCUGCGGGACGUCAACCACGGCCCGCUGGCAGCGCAACUGGCAGCCGCGUACGCCGCGCCCGCCGUGGCGCUGGCGCUGGCCGCUGCGCACCACCAGCACCAGUACGGGAACGCACUUUUCUGCUGGGUGAGCUGUCACGAAGCAGUGGUAUGGUGGGUGGUCAUUCCGGCUGCGAUAUACGCGAGCGCCGCCCUCGUUUUCCUGGCGGGCGCUACACGGGCUGCUUUUACCGUGCGAGACCACGUCAUUGGCUUUGGAAAUUUGAGGAUGCUGCUGGCGGUGAGCGUGGUGUGCCUGCCGCUGCUGGUGUGCGCGUGGGCCAGCGCGCUGGUGCUGGGCAGCGAGGCGGGCGCGCGGCGCGACGCGCUGAGCUCGGUGCUGGCGGGCGCCGUGGCGCUGCACGCCGCCGUGGCCGCGCUCGGGUACAUCGCCUUCAACGUGCGCGUGCGGGACAACCUCAAGAGAUCGAUUUUAAGAUGCUUAGGGAAGAAAGUACCACUCGCGGAUACGUCUGUUAUAAUCAGCACGAGUGCCCAAAAUCUCUCGCAAGUUAACAGAUCUGCGCUAGCCUACCACAGCAGCACCGAACCGGGUCGCCAGAUGCGCAACAUUGGAAUAUCAGCUUCGUCUACCACCUCAAGGUCCACAACGAAGACGAGUUCCAGUCCUUAUAGUCGCAGCGACGGUCAACUUCGUCACACAAGCACAUCUACUUCUAACUACAACACGAGCGCAAGUGACAUGCCGGCUUAUUUGAGAGGAUUUGAUUCUUCAUUGACCACGAGAAAAGAUGACGAAAGUCGCCGUCGCCGCAAGACCCGCGGGAACACGGAAGUGGCGACGGAAGGCACCGAGGGCACGGACAGCGAGAGCGAGGCGUCCGCGCGCAGCCUCGACCUCGCCUCCAGCCACUCCUCCGACGACGAGGACACCACCUCGCGCCGCUCCAGCCACCCGCCCUCCGCGCACCGAGAUCGAGGUCCUAAUAACACAGGAGGAAAUUACUUGCCAAAUAUUACAGAGGGAGCUCCUUUAGCUAUUGCGCCGAGAUGGCCUUCUCAUAUUAGAGAUGAAACCAAUCGACCUGAAAUGAGUCGUUGGUCACAAGAAACUGGUUCAGAAGAAGGGAUGAACCCUGGACCGGCCACACCGUCACCCAAUCCUCUGCCGAAUCCCGACUUAACAUCAGACGUGUACCAGCUCAGUAGACAUCGGCUUAAGCCUUCAAUAUUGGAAAAUGUUCAUGACACAUAUGUUGCCAGUGUGGAUGCAUCAAGGUUACCGCUGGAUAACAGAUAUGGAGUAAUGGAUGACGAGUUAAUGUACGGAGUAAUGCCAAACGACACCGAGAAGCAAGUUCCGUACGACCCAAAUUACCCAAUAUCCCCGACAAUGUACAGAUUACCAACAAAUCCCUACGGUUCAAAAACGUAUUUAUCAUCUCGGACGUCGGAUUACGGAUACAGCCCAACUAAAUAUUUAAACACUGACCCCGGUGUGUACGGAUCUCGAGAUUUCCGAGAUUCGACGGUGACCACGAGGGAGCACGAUGGUUACCCUCCACGAGAUUUCCGAGAUUCCGGUAUCGCCACAAUGCUGAAGAACGAUUAUCAGAGGAAGAUGGAAGGUCAUUAUGAAUACAACGACAGAAUGUCGGACGGCUCGGAGAAACAUCACCCACACGACAAAUAUCUCUUUCCGUAUACAGCGGAGGAAGACCAUAUAACUGUGCGCGGUGCGCAGGCGCCUCAACGACUCAACAGUGAUGUACACACAGGCGAAGUUCAACAACAAAUGGGAGCGCCACUAGCCAGUAUGGGAGAGACUAGCGAGAAAUCUACUACUGAAGACGAUGCAGAAACGAGAGUGUAAGACCACAUAGUACAAGAUUUCCAAUGAAUCUCAAUUAGUUAUUUUAAUUUAUUUCACUAUCUAAUUGUAAAAUAUAAUACAUUUAAUAAAACUGUUAGCUGUUACUUCUGCAAAGACUGUCAAAAUAACUCAGUGCUCACUGCCAUAAAGUAGCAUAACGGCUGUUUAUUUUUAAAUAUAUUGUCUAUUGCUUUAAGUAGAAUAAAAUUCGCUAUUAUAUUAAUUGUAGAUUAUUUUUACUUCAUAAUUUUGACAUCCACCUUUGCAUUAAACUGCUCAAAUAGUUAGAAAAUAUAUUGUAAAAAGGGAAUCAUAACCUCAAAGAUCUCAAAAUUAUAAUAUAUAUAUAUUUUGGUCAAAAAAGUAAAUAAAAUAAUUACCUAUGAGAAAAAGUAAAGUGUAAGUAAAAUAAUUCGAUCGUUAGAAUUUGAAAAUUACGAGUUAUAUAAAAUAUCUAUGUAAAGUACGGAAUGUAUUCAAUUAUUAUAAAAUUUAAUUAAGAUUAUAUAUUUUUGCAAAUUAAUAGAUUGCUUUAGAAAACUCUGGCUUCUUAGAACUUUCUAAUAACGUGUCACCCAAAGUCAGUUGUAUAUAGACUAAGUUAUAGAUUUAGAUAUUUAAUGUAGUUAUAUACGAGAUGUGAAAUAUUUUUCUAUAAGAUACCAAAACUUAUUAAUUGUAAUAAAUGUUCAAUAAUUUCGAAAUUUUGAGACACGUGUAGUUAUUAAUAAUAGCUUGACUUGAAAUUAGAUAUAGUUUUAGACUAAAUAUUUGCAAUGUAAAUACUAGGUAUACAGUUCUGUCGAGUGUUGUGUGCAUUUUAAGCGUUUAACGAAGAGUCCACCUAUUUUGUAAAUAAAUAGACUUUUACACUUUGUAGCUAUUAAGUAUGGGGCGAUUUGUAUAGGGAAAUAUAAAAAAAAGCUUUACUUGAUAAUUCCCUAACGUCUUUAUGCCAUAAUAUUCAAAUGAUUUUAUAUUUUGUGUAUCAUGUAUAUUUUAUAAUAACAAAUUGUCUAGAGUCUACUGCAUGUCUACUUAUGAAUUAUUUUCUCACAUUAAAAUUGCAAAAAAUAUUUCAAAUAUUAAACUUAAAAAAAACUCCUUUGGCGUUACAGUAUAUUAUUUGAACAGAAAAAAGUAUAAAAUGAAGGCUAUUUUGGAGAUGAAAGGCAAAAGGAGGACAUUUUAGUUAUUAUUAUGAUAAAAUCUCGUAGACAUGCAAGUUGUUUUGGACUACAAGCUCAGAUGCUUUUUAAUUAUCAAUAAUCAUAUAAUCAACACAUUCAAUUCCUCUAUUAGGAUUGUUUUCGAAGUUGUCAGCUUUGUAGCAAACGUGUUUUAUGUACACUUAGUAUAUGAAAAUGUUUUACGCUUAUUUCAACAACUUUACAUUCCGCUUUGUGAUUUUAGUCUACAUUCUCAUUUACAGAAAUGGUUUAUUGUAGAAGUAGUACAAAUGUAGCA
Molecule: messenger RNA, 12277 nt
Organism: Vanessa atalanta (red admiral)
Lineage: Eukaryota; Metazoa; Arthropoda; Insecta; Lepidoptera; Nymphalidae
Gene: stan
Product: protocadherin-like wing polarity protein stan
Exons: 57
Coding region: 353-10810 (3485 amino acids)
Biological process (GO): G protein-coupled receptor signaling pathway; homophilic cell-cell adhesion; cell surface receptor signaling pathway
Cellular component (GO): plasma membrane
Molecular function (GO): calcium ion binding; G protein-coupled receptor activity
Source: RefSeq, a predicted model, not a curated record